CGCUGUCAAGUUCAAAGCUUCAAUGUUGAAUCCUCCUCCAAUAAUGUCGCAGAUGUCGAAAAGGAGGAGGCUGAGAAGCAACAGACAGAUGAAAAGCAAUCAGAGCUAGAGAUGGCCGCAGAGAUCAGCAAUGGUGGAGUACCUAUAGCUAUACCUCAAGUGGAAUUUCGAUGCGUACUAGAAAAAAUGAGCCCUACUGUGCGCGUCUUUAAAUUACCAAUUGAAAGAGAAACUGUAAAGAUACUGGAAAAUAUUGUAAUUCCUGCACCUGAACGUAGCACAACACCCCAUAAAAAUAAAGAUAGUAUCAUUGUGCCAUUGGAAGCCCAAGCCGCAACCGCUAAUGAAACCAAGGAAGCUGAAGUACCCGAAGUACCGAGGUCAAGGCCAAAUGCGACUACUCAGCCGAUUACUGAUCUGGAACACUAUGAGCAAAAUCCAUAUGAAACAUCCGCGAUUGUACCUGAACAGAGUCUGUUCGAAACAGAUUCCGAAGAUGAUAUCAUGGUGCUGGAUGAUACUACGAUGGAAGCGUCAAACUCUUUUAAGAUCAUAAAAGAUAUGCUGGAUAAUACGGCGAAACUUCCAUCAUAUUUAAGCUAACCGAGACAAAAGGAGCCUCACAACAGCCUAAGAAGACUAAUUACAUUGCAGGCACCUGCUCCUACAUCAAUCGUCGUACUAAAGCUAUAACAAUCACUGUAAUUGCAAGUGACAGCGUUCCUAAAAAAAUAUAUUGCGUAGUUACGUGAGCAAUCUUGAGGAUUCCACCGAUGGAACACUUAUUUUAAAUGUCAAUUUUCGCGACUUAAUUGAUUCCAAGGUAAUGGUAUCAACGGUGGAUUGAGAAGAUCUUCAACGUUUACAUUUCCAUGUUAAUAUAUUCUGAAAAAAUUAUAUAAACGAUCAAAUAUAUCUGAAGUCUUAGAUGGAGUGCGUCUUAAUUUGUUCUAACAGCUCGUCCGCCUCGUCGCUAGUCUUAACACGCAGCAAUAUAGACAUAGCCUUGCUCUCCUCCGGCGUUGGCACGCACACCAUCAUGACAUUGUUUUUGCCCAUGCGCUGACAUGGCAGACCUUUGCUCAGAAUCAGAUUGAUUAGAAUGUUGCCCAAAUUGGUGUCAGCGCGAACCAGCAUUUGAGUCUUAUCGGAUUCUUUAACGGGCUUCAAGUACAAGGUGCCCACA
Molecule: messenger RNA, 1186 nt
Organism: Drosophila nasuta
Lineage: Eukaryota; Metazoa; Arthropoda; Insecta; Diptera; Drosophilidae
Exons: 2
Coding region: 112-603 (163 amino acids)
Source: RefSeq, a predicted model, not a curated record